CAUUUUUAUUUGUCAAGAUCAUGACAGGUGUCAAAACUAUAUAUAUAUUUUGCGAAAAGGAAUAAUUAUCAUGAACCAACUGGGCUUAGGAAUUAGCAUCACUAUAAAAAGAAGCGACGGUAGAUUACACCAAGCCAUAGUGUCAUCGGUAGAAUACGAAUCGCAGUCCGUCAAAGUGGAGUGGUGUGAAAAUGGCGAAACCAAAGGCAAAGAGAUUCAUUUCACAAACAUUGUAGCACUUAAUCCACAAAUCGUAAUCAGCAAGCCAACAAAACGUGAAAACCACUGCGAAAGUUUGACUACGAUAGAUGAAGGUGAGGCGUUUCAAACUAAGCGAUUUUGCUCACUUGGCCAAGAAAGAUGUCAGUCCGCUAAGUCGAGGCUUACUUCAAGAAAAUGCGUAGACGAUACUACUGCUGUUAACGACAUCUUGGUGGAAGGUAAGAGAAUCCUGAGUAGCAGAGGUACGAGAUCCGUCUUAGAAAACAUCUCGAAAUUCAAAGAAAGUGCUACGUUGAAAAAGUUGAGCAAGCUAGAGAACAACAGAAUCGAAAGGCGACGGAGGAAUGCAGAGGUAAAAGCGGAGAAAGAUGAAAUUUGCAGAAAAAAUCAGAAUACUCCGCACUGGGAGCUCCUAGCUAUGAUCGACCAAUAUCGCAGUUCUAUCAAGAUAUGUCCCUUGUCAUACAACGAUUUUAUCGAAGAUCAUUUGAUCACCGUGGCUGUCAGAAAGAGACCACUCAACAACUUUGAUCUUCUGAAGAAAGAAAUUGACAUCAUCACAAUUCCAAACAAAAACCAAUUGAUCGUUCAUGAGCCUAAAUACAAAGUUGAUUUGACGAAAUAUCUUGACAAUCAUGUCUUCACAUUCGACUACACUUUCAAUGAGACAUGUUCCAAUCAUAUUGUAUACAAAUACACUGCACAACCUUUGAUAAAAACCAUUUUCGAGGGAGGAUACGCAACAUGUUUUGCUUAUGGACAAACAGGGUCUGGAAAGACAUAUCUGAUGAGUGGUUGUCCAGAUAAUGCUAAGGAAAAAGGCAUUUAUGCUUUAACAGCUGCUGACAUUUUCAAAGAAGCAAACUCGGAGAAACACCGAGAUCUGAAGCUUGAGAUUUCGUGCAGCUUUUUCGAGAUUUACGUCAAGAAAGUAUCUGAUUUGUUAAAUGGGAAACAAACAUUGAGAAUAUUGGAAGAUGGAAGGCAGCAAGUGCAAGUUGUGGGGCUGACAGAAAAAACUGUGUCUUCAGUAAAUGAAGUAUUACAUUUAAUUAAAAUCGGAAACGAAGAACGAGCUUCAGGUCAGACUUCUGCGAACGUCAAUUCCAGUAGAUCCCAUGCUGUCUUCCAGAUAUGCCUCAGGUCCAAGAGAAACCCCAAGAAAAUCCACGGAAAAUUCUCCCUGAUAGACUUAGCUGGCAACGAAAGAGGCGCAGACACGUUUUUCUCCUCCAAAAUCACCAAAAUGGAAGGCUCGGAGAUCAACCAAUCUCUGCUGACCUUGAAAGAAUGCAUACGCGCUCUAGGUAGGAAAGGGGCACACCUUCCAUUCAGAGGCUCAAAGUUGACUCAAGUCUUGAGGGAUUCCUUCAUAGGAGCCAACAACAAAACCUGUAUGAUCGCCAUGGUGUCACCAGGAGUCGGUUCUUGCGAAAACAGUUUGAACACGCUCAGAUAUGCCGAUAGGGUUAAAGAACUAGGAGGUGUCGAAGUCCAAGGAAACAAGUCGUUGGACCAUGACCUCCAGAUGGAGACUAACACGGUAGUGCGUAGUUCGCAUAGCCUGAAUGCGUACAGUAGCCAGAAGAGUUUCGACAAACCGAGCAUGGAAAAACUGGAAGAUAAGAUCGUGAACGCGCAUAAGGAUAUCGUGAAGAAAUUGCAGAAGAGUGCCAAGGAAGCAGAAGAGCUGCUCAAUUCGACCAAAAAUGACGUGGAGAAGUACAGCUUGAAUUGGAAUAUGCUCAUUGAGGAUGUGGUCACCAGCUUGAAUAAAGCUAAAAUGUAAUUGAUUUUAAUUAAUUAUAUAUACAUA
Acanthoscelides obtectus is the source of this 2038-nucleotide messenger RNA. The record is from the annotation of a GenBank genome assembly. Lineage: Eukaryota; Metazoa; Arthropoda; Insecta; Coleoptera; Chrysomelidae.